Messenger RNA from Pimephales promelas (fathead minnow), 2415 nucleotides. RefSeq names its product glutamic-oxaloacetic transaminase 1, soluble (gene got1). Gene Ontology annotation, biological process: L-aspartate biosynthetic process. Gene Ontology annotation, molecular function: pyridoxal phosphate binding; L-aspartate:2-oxoglutarate transaminase activity. The record is from RefSeq and is a predicted model, not a curated record. Gene Ontology annotation, cellular component: cytosol. NCBI's taxonomy places the organism in Eukaryota, Metazoa, Chordata, Actinopteri, Cypriniformes, Leuciscidae.
GCCCAAAUCCCUCGUCUGAAGGUUAAAGUCAGUCAUUCUCCAUCACACCGCACUUCAAUCCUGCGGUACUUGCCUAUUACUCUCCCCCCCCUCUCGCUCUGUAUUUACAGAAAUAUUAACACAAUAUCAUGUCGAUAUUUGGUGAAGUACCGCUUGCUGCUCCUGUCGCAGUGUUUAAACUGUCAGCAGAUUUCCGUGAAGAUCAGAACCCCAACAAGGUGAAUCUGGGAGUCGGAGCCUACAGGACAGAUGAUUGUCAGCCCUGGGUUCUCCCUGUGGUGAGAAAAGUGGAGAAGAUGAUCGCUGAUGACCAUAGUUUAAACCACGAGUACCUGCCCAUUUUAGGCCUGCCAGAGUUUCGUUCCAGUGCGUCUAAGAUCGCUCUGGGUGAAGACAGUCCUGCCAUCAAGGACAACCGGGUAGGAGCUGUGCAGUGUUUGGGUGGUACUGGCGCUCUAAAGAUCGGAGCGGAGUUUCUUCGCCGCUGGUACAAUGGAACUGACAACACAAAAACUCCCAUUUAUGUGUCUGCACCCACAUGGGAGAACCACAAUGCCGUUUUCUCUAACGCUGGAUUUGAGGACAUCCGUCCAUACAAAUAUUGGGAUGCAGGGAAGCGUGGACUUGAUCUGACAGGUUUUCUGGGUGACCUGGAGAGCGCUCCUGAUCACUCCAUCUUUGUGCUGCAUGCCUGCGCUCACAACCCCACCGGUACAGACCCGACCCAGGACCAAUGGAAGCAGAUCGCUGAUGUCAUGAAGCGAAAGAAUCUGUUUGCCUUCUUUGAUUCAGCCUAUCAGGGUUUUGCCUCAGGAAAUUUAGAGAAAGAUGCCUGGGCUAUCCGCUACUUUGUGUCUCAGGGUUUUGAAUUGUUCUGUGCCCAGUCGUUCUCAAAGAACUUCGGUCUGUACAAUGAGAGAGUGGGGAACCUGACAGUUGUAUCUAAAGACCAAGACAAUUUAAAUCGUGUUCUCUCUCAAAUGGAGAAGAUCGUUCGGAUAACCUGGUCCAAUCCUCCGUCCCAGGGAGCUCGUCUGGUUGCCAUCACACUCAACACCCCUGAGCUUUUUGCUGAAUGGAAGGACAAUGUAAAGACGAUGGCAGACAGGGUCCUGUUGAUGCGUGCUCAGCUGAAAGAAAAACUAAAAGCACUAGGAACUCCAGGAACCUGGGAGCACAUCACCGAACAGAUCGGCAUGUUCAGCUUCACAGGACUCAAUCCUAAGCAGGUGGAGUACAUGAUAAAAGAGAAGCACAUUUAUCUAAUGGCGAGCGGUCGCAUCAACAUGUGUGGCCUCACCUCCAAGAACAUCGACUAUGUGGCCGAGUCCAUUCAUGAGGCCGUCACUACAGUCCAAUAAGCACCUUUACCACACUUCCUGUUUGUGUGUGUGUGUCCACAUGAAUAUAGACGCACACAGACACACACACACUUCAGCUUUUCCUGGUCUAAUUUACUCAUCAGCGUUUCAACAUCCUGUUUUAACUUGUAAUUAUAAAGUAAUGAAUCGGUCCCUUAAGAUAUAUAUUUCCUUCUCCUAUAUAUAUUCUCUGUACUGAAUAUUUCAAAUAAUCGUGUUUGUAUGAAUAAGCACUUUGUGGUAGAGUUGCAGUCAACCCAAUGUCUUUGGAUUUCAUUGACCUGAAGUUCCAUCUUUGAGAUCUUUCAUGGUCCUUAUGUUAAAUUCACACAGCUUAGUGUCACUGAAUCAGUUAUAUAAAGUUGAUGGGGAAAGAUCUAAAGAACUAGCUCUAUAUUAACUCGUUGAUUUUUAUUAUCACAUUUCUGAACAUUUCAAUGCAUUCAGUUACAUUGAGAAACUUGCACACAGAGAUAUUUUUUAACACACAGAGAUUGUCUAACUUGUUUCACUGUUAAUUCCAGUGUGAUUCGUUUGUCAUCUGAUGCUCUUACUUCAAUUGAAAUGGUUUGAAGCAACAUUUUACCUUUAAAUCAACUUUUUGUUAUUCACUUUUAAACGUAUUGUAACUGAGUGAAAGAACAAACCCGGUAUUGUGUUCUGUGUGAAUAAGUGCAUUCAAGCAUAUUGGGUCUCUGACAGCUGAGGGGGAGUGAAUUAAUACAGAAAAGUGAUUUGGGGGUUUAAUAUUCUUUUUAACCUUUUUGCCUUUGAUGACGGUUUUUCAGGAAAUUCUGGGUUGUGAAGACCCCAGGCAUUCUUUUGCACUUUAUUUUCUGAUGUUUUUUAAAUCUGCUGAUUCUGAUCAGUCACUUUCACUGCUGUGUUUCAGACUCAUUUGUGCAAGAACUGUUUAUUGAAUGAAUGUGGCAUUAGUCCAAGUACUCCCACCCAGCUUAGUCUUGUAAGAUCAAACCUCAAGGAGUAUAAAAGCUCUUUGAUCUCAAACAGACUUAAUCAAAGUGCAUUGAAAUAAAUGAAGAUGUUGAAUGAA